GUGUUUAGAUAUAUCUGAAGUGAACAAAAGAAUGGGCGGUUUAAACGAUAUGAGCAUAUUUUUGGUAAUUCUUCCUCAAAAAUUCCUAGAAAACCCUAUAGUGAACAUGAUUUUUGUGAAAAUGCUGAACGUUUGCACGCAUGACGCAGUUAUAUAGGAAUUUGCCCAAAGAAAUUAUGAGACUAAUAGCCGUUUGCACCGACAAAUAUAAGUGGAGCUGGUGAAUGAGUUAGGUUCAAGUACACUUUUUUGAAUAUCGUUAUCUGCAAUGCAGAUAAUUAAUUCCAAUAAACUUAAGUACUAAUUCCAAGAAGAAGAUGUACUGACGAUAAAGUAUAAUUUAGAAAUGGAAGUUACGGAAUUUCUCAAGCAACCGCAUUUGGUAGCAAAUAUACAGCAGUUCUUUGGUAUCGCAGUACGCAACCAAAAUGAAUUCGAGAUUCGCAACAAGUUUUGGUAUUACUUUUUCCUUUUCGGUACGGCUUUGGGCGACGAGACGUUUUACACUUUUUUUAUUCCAUUCUGGUUCUGGAAUAUUGACGGAGCAGUCGGUAGACGUGUGGUACUAGUUUGGAGUAUUGUCAUGUAUAUUGGGCAAAGCAUAAAGGACAUUCUCAGGUGGGAACGUCCGGGUUUUCCGGUUGUUAAAUUGCAAAGUAAGUGGGCUAUGGAGUAUGGGAUGCCAUCGACUCACGCAAUGGUUGCAAUUUCUUUACCGUUUUCGGUGCUGUUGUACACAAUGGAUCGGUACCAAUACUGUGUUGGUAUCGGAACUCUUAUUGCGGUUACUUGGUGUCUACUUGUUUGUGUAAGCCGUCUUUAUUUGGGAAUGCACACAGUCUUGGAUAUAGUCGCAGGAAUGGUACUCACAAUUACGCUUAUGCUGCCAUUAAUACCUCUAGUUGAUAAGUUAGAUAAUUAUUUUUUAACAAAUAGCACAUCGCCCAUUCUGGUGCUAGUAGUCUCAAUUUUAAUGAUCGUUUAUUAUCCGAACAGCGAGAAGUGGACUCCGACAAGAGGUGACACAACUAUGGUCGUUUCAGUGUGCGUCGGGCUUUUAAUAGGAUCAUGGUUAAAUUUCCAAAUGGGAAGAAUGGCGUUACCAGAACUGAGACCGCCAUACACCAUAUUAUGGCCGUCAGUUGCGAUGGUCGGUUAUUCACUGUUACGAACUUUUAUAGGAUUUCUUUGUGUGAUUAUCGUUAGAAUGACAGCAAAAAGUUUAAGUUAUAACUUUCUUUGUGCGUUGUUACGUCAAGACGUUGACCUAAUUAGAAAAUCCGCAAAUUCGUUAGAUAAUAAGCACAAAAAUUUUGUAGAAUUAGCGUGCAAGUUUGUCACGUGCGCACUUAUAGGUUUUAAUACGAUUUUCCUAAUUCCUUAUAUUUUUAGAUUGAUGCGUAUAGAGCGUCUUACUUUCUACACAGAAAUUUAGUGCAAGUCCGGAUGUAGAGUAAUAAAUUCCGUUUGUUGGA
This is a messenger RNA of Photinus pyralis (common eastern firefly), 1475 nucleotides long. RefSeq names its product sphingosine-1-phosphate phosphatase 2-like. Gene Ontology annotation, cellular component: endoplasmic reticulum membrane. The transcript is spliced from 5 exons. Gene Ontology annotation, biological process: phospholipid dephosphorylation; sphingosine metabolic process. Lineage: Eukaryota; Metazoa; Arthropoda; Insecta; Coleoptera; Lampyridae. The record is from RefSeq and is a predicted model, not a curated record. Gene Ontology annotation, molecular function: sphingosine-1-phosphate phosphatase activity. Bases 347 to 1435 code for a protein of 362 amino acids.